Chilo suppressalis (striped riceborer) is the source of this 2527-nucleotide messenger RNA. NCBI's taxonomy places the organism in Eukaryota, Metazoa, Arthropoda, Insecta, Lepidoptera, Crambidae. The record is from the annotation of a GenBank genome assembly.
GACGAAUUGACAUUACAUUGACAGUUAAUAUAACCUUUAAAUAAAAAAUCGUUCUACACAUUCUCAGAAUUUUCAAAAUCGCAAAAUAUAAUAUAGUUUUCUAUAUAUGUAACGUGAUUAGGUACUGCAAAUAUGAAGUUAUCUAUAGAACAAAUCUACACGUCUAUUGGCUGCAACCGUAUACCUGAAAUAGUCGAUUGGAACAGUGAAGGGCUAGUUUGUUUUGGUGCUUCUCACGCUGUUGUUAUUUACAAUACGAAUCAGAAAGAAAAGGAUCCUCAUACAGUAUGUCAUCACCACACGUCUAGAGUGAAUUCCGUGAAAUGGCUUCGUAAACCACAAAAUGAGUCGUGCACAGAAUUUGUAUCUUGUUCUGCAGACAAGACUGCUGCCAUUUGGACUCUAUGCAAUGGUGUUUGGGAAGUGACUGGCAAGUUGGUCGGUCACACUAACGGAAUCACAUGUAUAUAUGGACUAUACACUGAAGGGGAUGACCUGAUUCUAUUUACAGGUUCAAUUGAUUCCACUGUCAAAGUUUGGGAAAGAAUUGAUGGAAGCACAACCCUCAAACAGACUAUCAGCCUAAACUCUGGACUCUGCCUCACACUUCAUGUGCAUCUCCUGCCAGUUGUAAACAAACCUGUGCUGUUUUGUGCACUUGAUGACCAUAAGAUACAUGUGUUUGCUGGAGAUGAAGAGUAUCACAGAGUACACACUAUAAUUGGGCAUGAAGAUUGGGUGAGGGGCCUUGAUGUUUUAGAUGUAGAUGACUCCUCAAUUAUGCUGGCUUCAGCUUCUCAAGACACAUACAUCAGACUUUGGUGUAUUCAACAGCAUAUUCAAACACAACCCACAGCUGAGAUCAGGGUUGAAGAGAAGGUGUUCCAGGCUUAUGAGCAGAACUGGUCAGUGAAGCUGGAAGCUGUUCUAGCUGGACAUGAAGGCUGGGUGUAUGGGGUUCAAUGGCAUCCAUAUGUUAUUGAUCAAGAUACAAAUAGAAAGCAACCAGUAUACCGGCUUCUUUCAUCAUCCUUGGAUAAGACCCUAAUAGUGUGGGAACCGGAAGCGGGGGGUGAUCGGGGGGAGGGGGGAGCGUGGGUGGAGAGAGUGCGGGUCGGGGAAGUGGGGGGCAAUGGGCUAGGCUUCUACGGCAGCAGGUUCGGACCGAAUGGCACGUCGUUCAUGGGACACGGAUACAAUGGAUCAUUCCAUAUAUGGAAUUUGUCUGAGGAGUCGGGACAGUGGCAGCCGUCAGUAGUGUGUGGAGGACACUUCGGUAGCGUAGAAGACGCGCGCUGGGAACCGCAGGGCCGCUAUCUGGUGUCAGUCUCAACUGACCAGACUACGCGACUGCACGCGCCCUGGGGCAGGCCUGGCCAUCAGCCCGAGUGGCACGAGAUAGCCCGGCCCCAAGUGCAUGGCUACGACCUGGCGUCGCUGGCUAUAGUAGACGCUACAACCUUCGUCUCCGCCGCCGAAGAAAAAGUCAUCAGGGUAUUUCGAGCGCCGCACAACUUCUUGCAGAACUACAGGAACAUCGUGGGAGAGGCGCUUGUCGACGAAGCUAAUGCUAACAUAGCAGAGGGUGCUUCUGUGCCUUCGCUGGGGCUCUCGAACAAAGCUGUGUUCAGCGAGGGCCCCGGUGAUGAUGACGACGGAUACUUCGUGCCAGCCAACCUCACUGAACCGCCGACAGAGGAGAGCCUCAUGCAGAACACUUUAUGGCCGGAGACGCACAAAUUGUACGGGCACGGUUACGAGGUGCACGCACUCGCCGCUACUGCCGACGUCUUAGCGUCUGCUUGUAGGGCGACCACUGCGGCGCAUGCGGCUGUACUCCUGUGGGACACAACGAGCUGGCAACAGAUACAGGAACUGGUGUCGCAUCAACUGACAGUGACUCAACUAGAGUUCUCGCCAGACAGCCAGCGUCUCGUGUCCGUAUCGCGCGACCGACGAUGGACCUUAUAUCAGAGGCGGCAAGGUUCAAAGUUGUUCGACGUCGUCGCCACCACGGACAAAACUAACGGAGUGCACACGCGUAUUAUAUGGUGCUGCGCUUGGGCGAUUGAUAGUACGAUGUUUGGAACAGGAUCGAGAGAUGGGAAGGUGUGUUUAUGGUCCAAGACCAACAACAAGACAGACUCUUCAAUCGGCGAGUACGGAUUGGUGGGAUCUCCCCUAGAAGUGAAUAUUUCAGUCACAGCAAUAGCAUUCGCGCCCGUGGAAUCUGAAAGCAAGAUUAUAGCUAUUGGCUUUGAAACGGGCAAAAUUAGGAUAUACGGGUUUUCUGAAACCUGGAGUCUUCUACGCGAAAUGGAUAAUAGCGCUGCGCACCACCUGACAGUGAGCCGACUGGCUUUCCGUCCUCGCCGGCUCGAAGCCACGCGGCUCGAAGCUACGCGGCUCGAAGCUACACGGCUCGAGCUGGCCAGCUGCGGCGCCGACCAUUUCCUCAGAAUACACGCUAUCACUGUUACCCGAUAAUAAAUAUAUAUAUUGUAAAUGUUCAAUCGACUUUUAAUUU